Messenger RNA from Malassezia globosa CBS 7966, 4563 nucleotides. RefSeq lists its product as uncharacterized. The record is from RefSeq and is a predicted model, not a curated record. Gene Ontology annotation, biological process: transmembrane transport. The coding region runs from base 1 to 4563 and encodes 1520 amino acids. Gene Ontology annotation, molecular function: ABC-type transporter activity; ATP binding; ATP hydrolysis activity. Gene Ontology annotation, cellular component: plasma membrane. Lineage: Eukaryota; Fungi; Basidiomycota; Malasseziomycetes; Malasseziales; Malasseziaceae. The transcript has a single exon.
AUGGGAGCAGAUCAGGAUUCCCCAUAUAUCCUAUGGGGUCAGGCCAUGACGUCCGACCCAUCGGAGACGAAGGAUGAUCCCGAAAAGCCCAUUUCUCCGCAACCCACUAACGUAUAUCAGGGCUUGGAAACACCAGCCACACCUGCAUGGUAUCAUAGACCCUUCAUUCAAGCCGACUUAUCGAACGACCACUUUGAGUCUUUUCAGUAUAGCGGCAAUGAUGACUUUCGGUUUAUGCCGCCUCUGCUUUCAUAUCCAACGUCUGAGCCGACUUCGCCCAAUCCGCUCAUGUCCGUGGACACGUUUGGCAACCAAUCGCCACAAGCUGGCUCACAGCCCUGGGAAACGCCCCAACGCCGCAAGCACCCUACACAUGAAUUUUCCUACUCAAAUAUGCCUUCGAAAGAUGGCGACAGCAACAGACUCAUGGACUCACCUGGCUAUGACUCUCUGCCACGUACUUACACCGGUGGUGACUUGCUCAUGAGCCCACUGCAGCCCUCGUACCCUCAUUCACCUCGAUCAAAUUGGGAAAGCGGCGAUCUGCACCCAUAUUAUGUAUCUGGUUACCGUCACAGUUCAGGUCCUAGCAAGACGGAUAUCCCUUCCAUCACGUUUGAGCCUCAAUCACCCUCCAGUGCGUGGCAGUCGACGGAUAAUCUAAAAGAGAAAGAUACGGUGCUCCGCCCAUCUUCUAAGCGACACAGUAAACUAGGUGUGCCAUCUAAACCUGCCAAACCUCCGGGGCCCAAGCCUGUCAAAUUUAAUGAACUAUUUCGCUUUGCAACCCCCAAGGAGCGUUUCUUGAACCUGAUCGGUCUUAUAUGUGGUGCAGCCUCUGGCACGGCACAGCCACUCAUGACGAUCCUAUUUGGCAAUUUGGCCAACAAGUUUCUAGCCUCCAGCAAUCCGAAUCUGACGCAGCAGCAGAAACUGCAAUAUUUUCUCGAUGCUGCCCACAUGGUAAAUCGAGACGCCGUCUACCUCGUGAUCAUUGGUAUCGCCUCUUUUAUCGUUAUCUACGUGUACAUGGCCGUGUUUGUGUAUACAGGUGAGGUCAUUACACAACGCAUCAGGAUUGAGUACCUGCGAGCUAUUCUGCGCCAAGAUAUGGCAUACUUCGAUACGCUAGGUGCUGGCGAGAUCACUACCCGCAUUCAAAGUGAUAUCCAGCUAAUCCAAGAUGGCAUUAGUGACAAGCUGCCUCUUAUGGUAGCAUUUAUUUCAACUUUUAUUGCUGGCUUUGUCGUGGCGUAUGUGCGAAAUUGGAAACUGGCACUUGUUAUGACGUCGAUUCUUCCUUGCAUUGUUGGUUCGGCCAUUUUUAUGAACAUAUUCGUAUCCAAAUACCAACAGGUCGAACUGGAGCAUGUGGCAAAAGCAGCGUCUAUUGCCGAAGAAGGUAUAUCGACGGUCCGCACCGUCAAAGCGUUCGGAAUGAAUGCACAUCUCGCGAAGCUGUAUGAAGGGAGAAACAGCGUUGCUCUUAGCGCGAGUAAGCGUCGCGCUAUGGCGUCGGGCCUCGGUAUCGGUGCCUUCUUUUUCUGUAUUUACUCUGCUUAUGCACUCGCCUUUUACUUUGGCUCCAAGCUUGUCGCCAAUGGCGAGGUGCAGGGUGGUAUCGUCAUGAACGUCAUUUUUUCUGUGCUGAUUGGUGCAUUUAGUAUGGCCAUGCUCGCACCAAACCUACAGUCCCUCAGUUUUGCUCAGGCAGCAGGCGGUAAAGUAUUUGAAACUAUUGACCGCCAAUCGAAGAUCGAUGCGUUUAGUGACGAAGGCAUCCGACCUGCGACUUGCAUGGGCCAUUUGUCCGUGCGCAAUGUAUGUUUUUCGUAUCCGUCUCGGCCCGAGAUCAAGAUUCUGUCAAACUUCAACCUUGACAUGCUUCCGGGGCAAACGACUGCGCUUGUUGGACCGUCAGGCUCAGGCAAGAGCACUAUUGUCUCCCUGAUUGAGCGUUUUUACGAACCGACGGAAGGUGACGUGUUUCUCGAUGGCGUGCCUAUUCGUGAGCUCAAUAUACGCUGGCUGCGCACACAAAUCGGUCUCGUAUCACAAGAGCCAACGCUUUUUGCAACGACCGUCUGGGAAAACAUCGCGUUCGGACUAUUGCAUACGCCGUACGAACACUGGCCUGAGGAAGAAAAGGACAAACUCAUCCAACACGCCGCCAAACUUGCAAAUGCGCAUGACUUUAUUACGCAGCUGCCCGAGGGCUAUCAUACUCUUGUUGGCGAGCGUGCGGGAUUGCUGAGUGGUGGUCAGAAGCAGCGUGUUUCGAUAGCGCGAGCUAUCGUGAAGAAUCCUCGCAUUUUGCUUCUUGACGAGGCUACAAGCGCGCUUGACACGGCGAGUGAAAGCAUCGUGCAAGAAGCAUUGGAUCGCGCGGCUCAUGGACGCACGACCAUCACCGUGGCUCAUCGUCUUAGCACCAUCAAGAAUGCCAACAACAUUGUGGUGAUGAAAAAAGGUGUCAUAGUGGAGCAAGGGCGUCACGAUACAUUGCUGGAUAUCAAAGACGGUGUGUAUGCCAAUCUGGUUGCUACACAGCGGAUCCAUAACAACAAUGCACAGGCUCUUAUGAGUGCGCCGAUGCCUAUAACGAAUGGGCUUGGUAUUGAGGAAGAGCCGCUCUCUCGCAUGCCGAGCAAAAUGAGUCUGCAGUCAACUGAAAGUACGCUCACGCAUGUAAUGAAGAUGCAUGGCCUGAAAACAGGCGUUUAUGACGAGUCGGUGAAGCAACGCACGAUGGGACUUACCAAGCUCACGGCUCGACUGGCCAAAAUAGGACACGAUUUGAUCAUGCCUUUCUUUUUACCCGGAGUUCUGUGUGCUUGCGCAUCAGGAGCUGCCUACCCAUGUUUUUCCAUCUUGUUCGGCCUGGCACUCGACAACUAUGGGCGUUGUGAGAACGAGAAAGGCGUGCCAUGUCCCGAGCCUAUCCGCGAUCAGAUGCGGCAUACUGCAGAUCACCAUGCAUUGUAUUUCUUUGUCAUUGCAAUCUUGUCCACCAUCACAACGACGUUUCAAAACUCGCUGAUCCAGCAAGGUUCCGCCGUCUUGAUGCAAAGGCUUCGCGCUCUCAUGUUCCGUGCAUACAUGCGUGCUGACGUGUCAUACUUUGACGAAGAUGGCCACAGCAGCGGGACGCUCACGUCCUCUCUCGCGGAAAAUACUCUCAAAGUCAACAGCUUUGUGGGUGUGUCGAUGGGUGCGAUCGUCCAGUCUAUUUCAACUCUCCUGAUUGGAGCGAUCAUUUCACUAAUCUAUGGAUGGAAGCUCGCGCUUGUUGUUAUUGCAUGCGUUCCCUUCACACUUUGUGCGGGCUUUGUGCGUCUGAAGCUUGUCGUUCAGAAGGACGUCAAAGUGCGACGCGUGCAUUUGUCUACGUCACACAUGGCUUGCGAGUCUGCUUCAGCCAUUCGCACCGUCGCAUCACUGACACGCGAGGAUGAUUGCUUGCAGAGGUACGAAGCCGCGCUGCAAAAGGCCUCAAGGGUCGCGAAGAACGCCGCCUUAUGGGGUAACAUCUUCUAUGCGCUCUCACAGUCAACAGCUUACUUUGUCAUCGCACUUGGCUUCUGGUACGGAUACCGGCUUGUUAUGCGUUUGGAGUACACUUCGAGCCAAUUCUUCACGAUUUUCACAGCGGUGGUAUUUGGUAGUAUCCAAGCUGGGAAUAUCUUCAACUUUGUGCCCGAUGUCUCAAAUGCCGCAAGUGCUGGAACGAAUAUGUUUGCUCUGCUAGAUCAAAAACCGGAAAUUGAUAUUCAAUCAGAAGAAGGCAUCGUGUUGGACCAUUGCGAGGGACACUUACGCUUCGAACAUGUCGAAUUUGAGUAUCCAUCGCGGCCUGGCAUAAAGGUACUUCGCAAUGUGUCGAUGGACAUAUUGCCCGGCACACACUGUGCGCUGGUGGGUAGCAGCGGCUGUGGCAAGUCCACGACAAUCCAGUUGAUUGAGCGGUUUUAUGAUGUUCAGCGAGGACGCAUCUUGCUUGACGGGUACGAUCUGCGCUCGCUGAACCUAAACUCGCUUCGCAGGCAUAUCGCACUGGUGUCGCAAGAGCCAACGCUUUAUGACGGCACCAUUGCAUUCAACCUUCGGAUGGGGGCAAUUGACAAUCCAGACGAUGUGACGGAGACUCAAAUGCGAGAUGUCGCUCGCUCUGCCAAUAUCCUCGAUUUCAUCGACAGUCUUCCAGACGGCUUCAAUACCCAGGUGGGUAGCAAAGGCACGCAGCUGAGUGGCGGCCAGAAGCAGCGCUUGGCCAUCGCACGUGCACUUGUGCGGAAUCCAAAGAUCCUCCUACUUGACGAGGCGACCAGUGCCCUUGAUUCAGACUCCGAGAAAAUUGUACAGCAAGCUCUGGACCGAGCGGCCACUGGACGGACUACGAUUUCUAUCGCGCAUCGACUUGCUUCUAUUGCACAUGCCGACUGUAUUUUUGCGUUCCACAAAGGCGUUGUCGCCGAGGAAGGCAAUCACCAAACACUCAUGCAACGGAAUGGUAUAUAUGCAAACCUCGUAGCGCUCCAAGCGCUCGAAAAACAAAACUUGUAG